UCUUAGGGCGCAACUAAAAAAAUUGUACCUAAAGACGAAGUCAAAACGCGAGUGCGGUCGAAACCGAAAACGUCGUCCAGCAACGAAGGCAAUGCAGAAACAUCGAAGAAAUCAGAUUCUAAUUUACUGAGGAAGUCUCAAACCGAGCACAGAGGAGACGGAGACAGAGUGUCCAAAUCAUCGCAGAAUACUUCAACGAGGACACAAUCGACUAGAAGUACUAGCAAGCCGUCCGUCAGUUCUUCUCAAGUUAGGACUGUCAAGCAAGUAUCCUCGACGUCGAAAUCUAGUCCGCGCAAUACUUCGUCCAGUCAUUUGGUAACGCAGAAGAGUACAACCUCUAAGACGAGAUCCGAAAAUGUUCUUAAAUCGAGCGACGACAGUACGGUCAAAAAGAGAAAGUCCAGAGAGCAGCAAGCGGGAUAUUCAGAGAAGAGAGGUCAGAGUACGAUAUACGUGCCAAGAUCGACUGCGAGCAAGCUCAAUGUUAAAUCUAACGAGAAGACUGUACAUCGGUCGUCGAGGGAUAAGGAGAAAUCGCAAGAUUCUCCCGCACCCGACCGAACUAAGCCACGAAUGUCGUCCAGAGAACGCAGGAAAUCCAGAACGCUGAGUCCAAGCGAAGUAAGGAUGCUGCACAGCGCCGUAAGGAGACCGAAUGUCGUGGAAAAAGUAGAGCAGAAGAAAACGUCGGACAGUCGUUCUCAUACGCAAGCGGACUCGAAUGAGGCGGACUAUGAUUACGAAGACGAUUUUGAGGAUUACGAGUCAGACUUUCAAGAGUGCACCGACAGCGAUACUCCCUCGAUCAGCGAAAAAUCAGACAGCAGUGGAAAUAAUUCCCAUUUAGAACCUAUCGAAUUGAAAAUCCGAGAGAAGAGGAGCGCGGAACACGCGAAAGUCGAAGAGGAACGUAUGCUCGAUUCGGGACAUUACGAUCUCGCAGAAGCGAGAAAACGGGCAGCGCGAGUAGAAUCUGCGCUCUUAACGCAAUCCAACACACCACCGUUACCCGAAUUAAGAGAGCCAGUUGGCAAAACGUUUAGCGAUGACAGACCGGCGGAGAAUAAAUCUCUGCCAUCGUCCACUGAUGAAGGUUUCGAGGACAGCCGUUCUGGGGACUUUACCAGAUCUCCGCCGCUGUCGCAAGUACCGUUUGUCAAUCUUCAUAAACCAAAAGAGAAUCAACGUGAAGAGAAGCCUCGUACCAGAGGUGAAGAAUUGUUGGAAAUGAUAAAGCUGGACUUUAUGGAAUGGUCGAUAUUGGAGUGCAGCCCCAUACCUUAUGAUGAAUUUAUAAGAAAUUACGGGAAAUUAAAUACGCAACAAGUGUUUACCCAAACCGGCGACGACAACAUGGACAUUGAGAUACAAACGGACGAGGUGCCUUGUAAGAACAAAUGGACACAGUUUCCCAUAACUUGUAGAAAAAACUUGCGUGACAAGCAAGAUAUAAACUUAUUUAAAAUGGAACAAAUUGGCGUGGGAAAUGAUUUGGACGAAACGGACGAUAUAAACUUUUCGUCACGUCCGUCGUACGACGUAUUGCGGUUAAACGAUUUUCUUAAUCGCGCGGGCGCGGUUGUAUUGUCGUUGCUGGAAGAAAGAGAACACGGUGGCACCGUUUUUCAAAACGACGUAGACGAAUUAUCGUUCAGCGAUGGUUUCGUGAAGCUCUCUGUAGAUACAGUAACGUUCUUAGCUUCCAGACCAGUUAAGAUUAUACAUUAUUCGAAUGUCUUAAAUAAAGUUCUGCUUACUAUACACGCUCCAGUGGAAGAGGAGUUAGAAACCAUAAGCAAACAAGAUUAUGUCACCGACUGUUGUAUCGGAUGCGUGUGGAAUAUUUCCGAACCUUCGAUGCCAAAGAAAUUAUUUUACUCGCAAUGCCCCAUUACCGCUUGUUGCUUUCACUUAACGAAUUGCAACACGGUGUUCGCCGGACUCGAGGAUGGGUCGCUGAGUCUCUGGGACCUUAAGGAGGACGAGAUGUGGCAUCAGAAGAUUACGGAUAAGGCUAACGAGUUAGAUUGGGUGAUCAGAACGCCUACUUACACGACAACAGCGGAGCUAGAUGCGCACACGUCGCAAGUUGUUGCGAUACGCGUGCAGUCUAAGAUCGAGACUGCCUCUGUUAAAGAAGGGAGCAACAAGUUCGUCCCCAUCCAGAUAUGUAGUUUAGACGAGGAUGGUUGUCUCAUAAUAUGGAGUAUUGUGCAUAACAUGGGUAUAAAUAUCGACGAUCUGGGACUCUCUCAUUGGGGCGACAUAAGACUCAUAAAGAAUCAGAAAACGUUUCUGACGAGGAAAGACGCAGAAAUAAUGAACACAUUUGUCGAUAUGCAUGUGGACAGCGCAAAUACAAAUAACAUUUAUAUCGCGACUAACAGUACUGAUGUCUUGCAUGCUACUUAUAUCGGUAACAGAACUAACCCAUUAACAUAUAAACCAACCGAGAUAAGUGAAUGCGGCAAUUCAACCUGCAUCGAUGUUUGUCCUUUUGGUCAAUCCUUUUUCUGGGUCGGCUGCGACGAUGGAACGAUUCGACUUCAUUACUUAAAUGUGGAGAGACCGAUCGUACAACUGAAAAGUGAACAGUACACGGACGAGAUUAAAGCUUUGCAAUGGUCGAAAACGAAACCGUUGACUAUAUAUGCUCUGGAUAAUGAUUCUCGAAUUCACGUGUGGGAUUUGAGUCAGAGUGAUAUUUCUCCUAUAUAUACAUCAUCUAUGCAAAAAUGGGGAAAGAUAAGCAGCAUGCAGCUGUCUCCUUGCAUAAUAGAUCAAGAUAUGACAAAUCAAUACCUGGCUCUUGGUAUGGAAUCUGGUAAUGUGGAAGUACACAAACUGAAAAAAGGUUUCUACUAUUCAAAGAAAGAGGAAUUUUUACAAGAACUGAAUGUAUUUUCGCGAUACGUUUCGGUAUCAUAAACGAAAAUAGAUAUGGCAUGAACAAGGAGGGAAUUAUAUAAGCACUAAUAGUUUCUCUAGAAUUGCUAUAUCAAUGAAUUGAAUAUAGAAAGAUUCACAGGUUUUAUACUUCCAAUGUAUACGUGCACUUGCAAUUAUUGCAAUAGAUAAGUGAGAUACCAGUCAUAUAGAAAGUAAUACUUAAACACAAUUUAAAAUUUUCAAUUGACAAGGUUUAUACAAUUUCAAUUAUUUCACGUGAUUCUGAAUUUGUAAUUUAUAAGAUUUGCAAAGCAACGUGUAGUGAUUAGUCAUCUUUGAUAACUUUGAAUAACAUUGAAUGUUUCCAAUGUGCAAUGAAGUGCGAUUAAACUGUUAUGGUUUUAUAUAUUUUACAAGCGCGCCGUAUGUAUAACGAAUGAGAUUUUUUCGCACUUAUUCGUAUCUUUCUAUAAUAUAAUAUACGUAUCACAGUAUUCCGUCCAGGGAAAAUAAGUACCAUUAGAUGUAGAUGAAAAUAGUAUUCGUAAUAUUAUUUAUACGAGUCUCGUACAUACAUUUACAUAGUGUAUCGUAUAAAACAUCAUAUAAAUAAGGACAAAUGAUAAGAUUAUACAAUCGAAAUAUACAUAGAAUUUUAUACAUAGCCUAGCCGAUUUGAUAUCGCGCUUUUUGAUGUAGGUCAUUAUUGAUGAUACAACUGAGAUGAUAUAAUUUUAUCUUAAAAAUAAAUGUAGAAAAAAGUUUUCAUAAAAAAGCUUUUUUGUUCAAUAAUUUAUUGUUCGACAUUAUUCUACUCCAAUACUCGUUCGUAAUUGUUCAACAACUUCAAUAAUAAUUUUGUUUUUGAGAUCUAUUAUUAAACAAUUGUUUAUGUUUCCCGUCAUCGAGCUUAGAUAAUUUUAAAAUUAUCUCUACAUAAUCACUCACAAUAUAUGAACAAUUAUACAAAUAAAAGAAAUUAGAUAUCCUAUUCAAAGAAAUCUAACAAAAUUAUUGAAGUGUUGA
This is a messenger RNA of Temnothorax curvispinosus, 3918 nucleotides long. Its product is annotated as WD repeat-containing protein 60. Gene Ontology annotation, molecular function: dynein heavy chain binding; dynein light chain binding. The record is from RefSeq and is a predicted model, not a curated record. Gene Ontology annotation, cellular component: cytoplasmic dynein complex. Gene Ontology annotation, biological process: intraciliary transport. Lineage: Eukaryota; Metazoa; Arthropoda; Insecta; Hymenoptera; Formicidae. The transcript has 15 exons. The annotation marks the transcript as partial.